This is a messenger RNA of Dictyostelium purpureum, 186 nucleotides long. RefSeq lists its product as uncharacterized. Bases 1 to 186 code for a protein of 61 amino acids. The transcript is spliced from 3 exons. The record is from RefSeq and is a predicted model, not a curated record. Lineage: Eukaryota; Evosea; Eumycetozoa; Dictyosteliales; Dictyosteliaceae.
AUGUCAGAAGUUUUUGAAGCCGAAAAACAAUUAAAAAAUGGACAACCAUUCCACGGUGCCUGUUUACAAAAACACUUAAAAGAUGUUAAAAAACCAUUAGUUGGUUAUUACCCAGGUGAUGCUGAUCGUGUUCUUGGUAGCAAUUUUAAACAUGGCCAAACUCAACAACAACAACAACAAUCAUAA